Vigna unguiculata (cowpea) is the source of this 1894-nucleotide messenger RNA. Its product is annotated as putative UPF0481 protein At3g02645. Lineage: Eukaryota; Viridiplantae; Streptophyta; Magnoliopsida; Fabales; Fabaceae. The record is from RefSeq and is a predicted model, not a curated record.
AGUGGAGAGAAACAGAAGCAAUGGCCUAUAUAUAAAAUUUCUCGGUUUCGAAAAGCCAAGAUUUAACUCACACACUAACACGAAUUUCACAGAACAAUUCAUCAGCAAAAUUAAGCCAAAUCCCAGAUGGCCUCUCUCUCGAUCUUCAAUUCAGAAUCCGAUGAAGAUUGUUGGGUCAUCCAGAUCAACGACAUGGUGAGUGAAUCCCACUUCUCACUCUUGAAAAGAAUACCUGUUUGCAUAUUCCAUGUUCCCAAAUCUCUCAUCUGUGGCAAGCCAGAAGCCUUUGCUCCCCAAUUCGUAGCCAUUGGUCCAUACACUCACUUUCGUCCAGAACUCUAUCCCAUGGAAAGGUUCAAGAUUUUUGCUGCCAAAGCCGUUCUAGACCACUUCCAAAAACAUGAACUCAAACAAGUGGUCCAAGAAUUCCACGACACAGCAACCUUCAUCCGUGCUAGUUACCACAAAUACCUCGACCUCAAAGAUCAAACCUUGUUAUACACCGUCGCCAUCGAUUCUUUGUUCUUGUUGAAUUUCUUCCACAACUAUCUCAACGAGAAACUAUCUGGUUCUUUCAUGAGGGGACUUGGAGACCAAAUUCAGUUGCGUGGUCUCACACUAACCAAGGAUGCCAUCGUAAGGGACAUCCUCAUGGUGGAGAACCAAAUUCCGAUCUACUCCUUGUUGAAGAUCUUGCGGUUUGAAAGCUCCGAACCUCCUCAUUCAGUUCAAGAAUACUUGGGUUCGAUGCUCUUGUCUUUCUGUCAGCAACACUCUCCACUUAAGAUAACAAACAGCCCCACAUGUUCUGAAGCCGUUUCAAAGCAUUACCAUCUGUUGGAUCUCAUGUACCAUUUGGUCGUCUCUAACGCUGUAAAGUCUGAAACGCCCAUACCUGAUCCAAGCGAAGAAGGUAUUGCUGCAGUUCAGAAAAGCUCAAAUUCUGAAGCCAUACAAAUUUCCUUUAAGAAAGUCAAAGGUGUAUUAACAUGGACUUUAGGGUCUUUAAAGAAGCUGAAGGACGUGAAUAUUCCUCUUGGGAAACCCCUUAAACAACAGCUAGAUCGAGUAAUAAAAGUUUCCUCACAACUUGAUAUUCUUUCGUCAAAUCCAAAUGGCUCUGAAGAAGAAGGAGAAGAAGAAGAGGAAAAAAAAGAUGAAGAAGCUCCUAUGAUUGUCAACAUCCCUUGCGUGCGUGAACUUGAUUCAGUCGGGGUCCGUUUCCAACCUUUGGAAGGUGGGAACAUGGCCAUAGAAUUUGACGAAAAUAAGGGCAUAUUUUACCUCCCUGUGGUGAAACUGGAUGUGAACUCUGAAGUGAUAAUGAGAAACCUUGUGGCUUAUGAGGCCCUGACCCAACCAGAUUUUCUGAUCUUCACACGGUACACAGAACUGAUGAAGGGAAUCGUAGACACUGUAGAGGAUGUGAAGCUGCUGGUGAAGGCAGGGAUCAUAGGGUCAAGUAGCACUCUGAGUGUGGAAGAAACUGAGGAACUAUUCAACGGAAUGAGCAAAUCCAUUGCACCCACGAAAACUCAGAAGUUAGAUGAAACGAUUAAGAAAGUGAAAAAGUACUACGAUUAUAAGAGGAAGACGAACCUCUUGAGGGCCUCAACAGAUUAUGUGUACAGAUCAUGGAAGUUCUUCACACUUCUUUCUACCUUUAUUCUCUUGGCCCUAACGGCUAUUGACACGGUUUGUUCCGCCUAUGAUUGUCAAGGGUAUUUUAAAACCAAAUGAGGUUUUCAUAUCUUUUAUACUUUUGCUAGCCUGGUUUUGAGUAUAUAAUGUUUCUGAAAAAUUAAGAACAGCUUCAUAAAGUUAUACCUUCAUAGGAUGUUAAAAUGUAUGUUUGAUGUGUUAUGCAUCGGAAACCAUCUGUUAUAUGAUUGAU